CCCGCAGGUCCCGCGUGGCCGCGGGUGAGGCACGCCCGCGCGCGCCCGCCGGCGCCAUGGGAAGGAGCGGGUGCCGCCGCAGCUGCCCCCCGCCGGCGCGAGCACGACUGGAGCCCCGCCGCGGGCAGCCCCCGGCCGCGGGUCGGCGAGUGAAGCUGGCGGCAGCCGGGAGCGCGGCAGCCGGGAGCGUGGCGCGGGCUCGGGGCCACGCCGAGGAGCCCCGUGUCCAUUGAAGCAGCCGAGGACCACCGCCCGCGCCGCCGCCAUGGUGAUGUCCCAGGGCACCUACACGUUCCUCACGUGCUUCGCCGGCUUCUGGCUCAUCUGGGGUCUCAUCGUCUUGCUCUGCUGCUUCUGUAGCUUCCUGCGCCGCCGCCUCAAACGGCGCCAGGAGGAGCGACUGCGGGAGCAGAACCUGCGCGCCCUGGAGCUGGAGCCGCUCGAGCUGGAGGGCAGCCUGGCCGGGAGCCCCCCGGGCCUGGCGCCGCCGCCACCGCCACCGCACCGCGGCCGUCUGGAGGUGCCGGCGCACGCCCACCAGCACGUGCACGUGCACCCGCUGCUGCACCACGGCCCGGGGCAGCCGCACGCGCACUCGCACGCGCACCCGCACCACCACGCGCUUCCCCACCCGCCGCCGCCGCACCUCUCGGUGCCGCCGCGGCCCUGGAGCUACCCGCGCCAAGCGGAGUCGGACAUGUCCAAACCCCCGUGCUACGAGGAGGCGGUGCUGAUGGCGGAGCCGCCGCCGCCCUACAGCGAGGUGCUCACGGACACGCGCGGCCUGUACCGCAAGAUCGUCACGCCCUUCCUGAGCCGCCGCGACAGCGCCGAGAAGCAGGAGCAGCCGCCGCCCAGCUACAAGCCGCUCUUCCUGGACCGGGGCUGCACGUCGGCGCUGCACCUGCCCAGCGCGCCGCGGCCAGCGCCGCCCUGCCCUGCCCUGUGUCUGCAGGCCGACCGUGGCCGCCGGGUCUUCCCCAGCUGGACCGACUCGGAGCUGAGCAGCCGCGAGCCCCUGGAGCACGGAGCUUGGCGCCUGCCGGUCUCCAUCCCCUUGUUCGGGAGGACUACAGCCGUAUAGAGGGGCGCGCGGCGUCCCGGGCCCCGCCUCCUCCGCGGCGGACUCGUGGCCUGACUGCGGGGCUUUUUAAACGCUUCCCUCGGACUGCGGGGAGGGGUGGGGGAGGGCGGGAUUUCUUACCCCGUUUGUUACAUUUUGAGGAUAAUAAAGGUGUGUGACCUGGUUUGGUA
Molecule: messenger RNA, 1254 nt
Organism: Ochotona curzoniae (black-lipped pika)
Lineage: Eukaryota; Metazoa; Chordata; Mammalia; Lagomorpha; Ochotonidae
Gene: PRR7
Product: proline rich 7, synaptic
Exons: 2
Coding region: 266-1084 (272 amino acids)
Source: RefSeq, a predicted model, not a curated record